AACAACUGAGUGGGCGUUCAGCUGCGAGGUUUGGGGUUUACUCUUCAUCGUUUUACUACAACUCAAGUUCAAAAAUGGUUCAGCCAGUAUCUAAGACCGCGGGGAAAACGACUCCCGUGCUCAAAGCGGGCCAUCCUCCUGCAGUGAAGGCUGGGGGUAAACGUGUGGCCAAGAAAAGCAUAGAGGACAGUAGCACCCCGGAGAAAGAUGCAAAGAGGACUGAAAAAAUAAAGCCAGUCCCAGCCCCCAACAGAAUAAACCAAGUCAACCUUCUCCUGUCUGGGACUCUUGACAAGCUCAGCCAUGACUUCCCAGAAACCCCGGUGAGCGUGAGGCACAGCAGAGUCCGGCCCGCUGUGGAGAAGCCCCACUGCCCCAGAACGUACUUCAUCCAGCAGCCCAGGAAGUUUUAAAUUAUUCGCUUCCAUAGGCAGACAUGAUAACCCAUAUGUCAGAGACUAACAGGAAGUCUCAACUCUAGGGGGCGCUGGCGGGAACGCUUUCAUGUUGAUCGUAUUUGCUUUGUUAGACAGCAGUUUGAGGCAGUGCUUGUUUACACUAUACUCUAAAUAUUUGAAGUAUCUCUAUUAUUAUGAGAUGAAACAUUCCUGUAGAUAUUUGCAAAAAGUUGAUGGGGAAAAAAAUGUUGUGGUAUGUGUUUGGGUAGGGGGUUUGUAAAGGGGAGUUUUGGAUGUUUUCACAGAAAUUAAUACAGCUUGUUGCUUGGCACUUGUAAUAAAAGAAAAGUAAUGUA
Molecule: messenger RNA, 754 nt
Organism: Periophthalmus magnuspinnatus
Lineage: Eukaryota; Metazoa; Chordata; Actinopteri; Gobiiformes; Gobiidae
Gene: dapl1b.1
Product: death associated protein 1b
Exons: 4
Coding region: 75-413 (112 amino acids)
Biological process (GO): apoptotic signaling pathway; negative regulation of autophagy; cellular response to amino acid starvation
Molecular function (GO): death domain binding
Source: RefSeq, a predicted model, not a curated record